Messenger RNA from Humulus lupulus (European hop), 1078 nucleotides. Its product is annotated as GDSL esterase/lipase At5g62930. Lineage: Eukaryota; Viridiplantae; Streptophyta; Magnoliopsida; Rosales; Cannabaceae. The transcript is spliced from 6 exons. The record is from RefSeq and is a predicted model, not a curated record. Gene Ontology annotation, molecular function: hydrolase activity, acting on ester bonds. Bases 91 to 819 code for a protein of 242 amino acids.
AAUUGUCGUAUUCUAACCAAUUUUAGUUGGUUGUGUUCUCACUUCUCAGUUCUGAAUUGUGUUGUGUCUUUUGUUUCGAGACACCAGAGAAUGAGGCCUCAGAUCAUACUCUUUGGUGAUUCAAUCACUGAACAGUCCUUCAGACCUGGUGGAUGGGGAGCUGCUCUUGCUGAUACUUACUCUCGCAAGGCUGAUGUAUUAGUUCGUGGAUAUGGUGGAUACAACACCAGAUGGGCUUUGUUUUUGUUGCAUCAUCUUUUCCCACUGAAAAUUGAAAAGCCUCCUGCUGCUGUCACUAUUUUCUUCGGUGCGAAUGAUGCGGCUAUCUUAGGGAGGACAAGUGAAAGGCAACAUGUUCCAAUUGAUGAGUAUAAGGAGAAUCUCAGAAAAAUUGUUCUUCAUUUGAAGGAAUGCUCUCCCACUGUGUUGAUUGUGCUUAUUACUCCACCUCCUAUUGAUGAGGAAGGACGAGAUAACUUUGCGAGAUCUUUAUAUGGCGAGAACGCUAGGAAAUUACCUGAGAGGACAAAUGAAGUAACAGGAGUCUAUGCAAAGCAGUGCGUUGAACUAUCUAAGGAAAUGGGACUCCGCUCCAUUGAUCUAUGGACCAAGAUGCAGGAAACAGAAGGUUGGCAGAAGAAAUUCCUAAGUGAUGGUUUACACCUGACACCAGAUGGCAAUGCUGUGGUACACCAAGAAGUCACCCGAGUUUUCAGCGAAGCCUGGUUUUCUCCUGUGGAAAUGCCAUUCGAUUUCCCUCACCACUCACAAAUUGAUGGGAAGAACCUCGAGAAAAUUUUCCAGGAUAGAUGCUUGUAACCUGACAUUUUCUUGUAACCUUACAUAUCAUUAGAGCAUUUCUUUAUUAAGUUUGGCCAAAUUAUUAGCUCUAUUGUUUUUUCUUCCAUAAGGGUGCAGGCUCUUGGUGAUUAUGCCCCAAGUCACCAACUUAUGGUUAUGAUUCCAUAUUGGAGUAAUGUUAGAGACAUCUAUAUUUACACCUAAAAAUUGCACACAAAUGAAGUUUCCCAGAACUUUUAACAACUUUAGUAAAUUUUGAGUCUACUAUUAUUUUGGA